GAUUUUUUGUAUGAACAAAUUUCGAGUAAAACUCAAUUUUUUUCCAGACCCGUGCGAUGCUCAGCUUGAACCAGGAAGUUGGAGCAUGGGAUACUGUUCUAUUAGAUCCCCUUACGGAAGAUAGUUUUAUUGGAAACUUGCAGCAACGGUUUAAAAGGGAUCACAUUUAUACUUAUAUUGGAAAUGUGUUGGUUUCGAUAAAUCCCUACAGGAAAUUGGCUCUUUAUUCUGCCGAUUUGGUUGAGAGUUAUGUGAAAAAGCCUCCUUUUCAAUUACCACCCCAUAUAUAUGGUGUUGCGGAAUCAGCUUACAGAUGGUUAAACGACAAAAGCGAAAACCAAUGUAUCAUUGUAACAGGUGAAAGUGGUGCCGGGAAAACCGAAGCGGCCAGAAUAGUUCUGCAAUUUUUGGUUCUCGUCUCCGGUGAAUCCCCCGAAGUAAAGACAAUAAACGACCGUUUGCUGCAAGCCAAUACCCUCCUGGAAGCUUUCGGGAAUGCUAAAACUAUGAAAAAUGAUAACGCUUCAAGAUUUGGCAAAUUUUUGGAUAUAGAAUUUGAUUUUAGAGGCGAUCCUAUUGGGGGUCACUUGACCAACUAUUUUUUGGAUAAGGCAAGAGUAACUAAUUUGGGUUUACACGACAGAAAUUUUCACAUAUUCUAUCAACUAUUAAGUGGGGCCGAUAUACAUUUACUGAAGUGCUUAAAACUUCAACGUAACGCAGAACAAUACGCCAUACUUCAAACCGAAUCGAAUCAUCCGACGGUGACUGAAGACGACGACAAAAAACUAUUCGUAUACACCAAAGGGGCCCUAGAAAUACUGGGUUUCUCGCCUAGCGAUAUUGUUGAUAUUUUUAGAGUUUUAGCUGUUAUUUUGAAAUUAGGUAAUUUACAAUUCGUGCCUUGUAAUAAUAUUGACGGUACUGACGGGUGUACUAUUAGUAACGAUUAUGAAUUAUUUGAAGUUUGUGAGUUGCUUUUGGCCGAUAAUAGAUGGAUUCAAAGAAUUCUGAUCAGUAAGCAAAUUGAAGAUGGAGUUUUGACGGAUUUAAGUGCAAUAGAAGCUACAAAAGUUAAAGAUACUUUAUGUAGGACUUUGUAUAGUAGACUAUUUACUUGGUUAAUAAAUAGGAUAAAUGAUUCCAUUAAAUCAAAAUCAUUAGGCAAAAGAAAAUUUCUAGGUGUACUAGACUUGUACGGUUUUGAAUGUUUUAAUACAAACAGCUUCGAGCAAUUGAUUAUAAACUAUUGCAAUGAAAAAUUGCACCAGUUUAUGAUUAAUAUUUGCGUCAAAGAGGAACAAGAAGGAAUGAUCAAGGAGGGGUUGGAGUGGACCAAAAUCGAAUAUUUUAAUAAUUUAGCAAUAUGUCAAUUGUUAGAACACGAAAAUCAUGGAAUAUUAUCUUUAUUAGAAGAGCCUCAUAUACAAACGGACGACGAAUAUUUUACUAGAUUGGAACAAUGUUGUUCGGGGCAUACGCAUUGUUUAAUUGAUGAAGUGAACACACCUAAUUGUUUUCAGAUAAGACACUUUGCUGGUACUGUAACAUACAAAAUCAAAACGUUCAUUGAAAAGAAUCGGGAUAAAUUGCCCAAAGAACAUUCCAGGACGAUGUUUAAGUGCGAAUUAAAAAUUAUGCAAGAGCUGUUUCCGGAGGGGAAUCCCAGAAGGUGUAGUGUAAAAAGGCCUGUGAGUAAAGCAAGUCAAAUACAAGUUUCAUUGAAUGCCUUAUUGAAGAACUUAGGGAAUAGACAAAAUCAUUACAUUAGAUGCAUAAAACCAAACGAAACAAAACAACCCAAACUCUUCGAAAUGCCUCUGGUUCAACAUCAAGUCAGAUACAUGUGCCUACUAUCAACAGUCCAAAUUUGGCGUUCAGGCUACUGUCAAAAAAUGCCUUUCCUCCAAUUCCUGUGCCGCUACAAAAUGAUUUGUCCUCAUACGUGGCCCAAAUGGCGAGGCUCGCCCAUAGAAGGCGUCUCGGUUUUAAUCAGAGGUUUACCGAUACCCAGUGCCGAAUUCACUUUCGGCCGCACCAAAUUGUUCAUCAGGAGUCCGAGAACUGUGUUCGAACUAGAAGAUUUCCGCAAGAAACGUUUGCACGAUUUGGCCUUGCUGAUACAAAAAAUAUGGAGAGGGUACAGUCGGAAAAAGGAAUAUCAGAAGCUGAAACACAGUCAGAUGAUUAUCGCUUCGGCUUGGCGUAGCUGGAGGGAAUUAAAACAUGGAAUUACUUUCCCGGGACGCGGGCAUUUGUGGUGUUUGUAUCACGUGGCGAGAAAAGAAUAUCGAAUCGUAAAACACCGAAAACAAGUCGAAUGGGCCACCAGAGUUAUACAAAGACAUUAUAUUCAGUGGAAAAGACGACAGUACCUUUUGGAAUUGUUAAAAAAACUGCCGGCUGACAGCGACUCACCCCUGUGCCGUGACUGGUCCAAUUGUAUGCCUAGGUUGUCUGAAACUAGCAAUUUACUUAAAAAAAUACACCACAGGUGGCGGUGCCAUAAAUAUAGGUCAACAUUUGACCAGACUGCGAGGAACAGGAUGAGGGAAAAAGUUACUGCCAGUUUUAUUUUUAAAGAUAGAAAGUGUUCAUAUCCCAGAAGCGUUUCACACCCGUUUUUGGGCGAUUACGUGCGCCUGAGACAAAAUGUCCAAUGGAAAAAGAUGAGCUUAGAAAAUAACGACCAAUACGUAGUUUUUGCUGAUAUUAUUAAUAAAAUUGCUAGGUCUAGUGGAAAAUUUGUUCCUAUUUUAUUAGUGAUAUCGACCAGAUCCAUGCUAAUUUUGGACCAAAGAACAUUGCAAAUAAAAUACCGAGUACCUGCAACUGAGAUAUAUCGAAUGUCUUUGUCUCCUUUUUUAGAUGAUGUGGCGGUAGUCCAUGUUAGAGCGUCGUCAGUAGUGAACCCAGAAACAUCUAGUGUGACCUCUGACACUCCGGGCUGCCUAUUUCAGAGCGACCUGAGCAAAAAAAAGGGCGAUUUCGUUUUCCAAACUGGCCACGUCAUAGAAAUCGUCACCAAACUGUUUUUGGUCGUUCAAAAUGCCACCGGGAAACCGCCCGAAGUUAACAUUACGACCGAGUUUGAAGCUAAUUUUGGUUCACAAACGGUGACGUUUACGUUCAAAUGCGGUCUUCCGGAGGUUCAACCGGGACAAAUUAGGGUGUUGAGGAAAGCGAACAAGAUGGAGGUCCUAGUCUGACAUGCAAAGUCCAAGAAACAUAUCGCGGGAACCAGCAACUUAGUCACUGCCAUUCAGAUGAUGAUGAUUAUUGUAGUUUAUAAUUUGGAAUGCAAUGAAGAGUGACUGUUUUUGAUUCGGAAUUGACUAUUCAACAAGAGCCUGGAAUAAAAAAUGCAUUUUAUCUUACUUUUGUAUUUUUGUCAAUUCCAAGUAUGUGCUUAUCGAGUGAGUGCCCCUUACUUUUAUAAACUGAAACAUUGUAGAAUUUGGUUAUACUUUUUUUUUGCACAAUUUUUGGUUUUGUUUAUUUAUUUUUUGAUAGCCUUAGUUAAUUGUUUCUUCAAUGCAAAUUUCCUUGUAAAGAAAUGAUGGAGCCAAUAACUGACACAGAACCAACCAGGUUGUUCUACUUAUUAAGCCUCUAUCAUUUUUUCAAAUAAAAUACACUUGCAAAUAAGUGCCAAUAGGAAUGGACUAAUAUUUAAAAUAAGAGAAUUAUCAAAAAAAAAAGAUAUAUUGUUAAACUAUUAGAUUUAUUUUCAAUGGGACAAGUUUGGGUAUGUUUGAUUUUAAUAAAUUAAAGAUAAAUCGCUCAAAAUCUUAAUUAAUAUUAUUGUCAUUUUUAAUUAUUCUUGGUCGAAAUUCUACAAAAAAUAUGUACCUACCAUUCUUGUUCCUGGAUAAUUACAUUAAAAACAGAAUUCUAGCAUAAUUACCUGAUGGUUGUUUUUGUAUAGACCAAAUAUAGGCUAUAUUAAAUAAUUUUCACUUUAUUAACAUAAGAAGAUAAAUUGUUGACCAAUAAAUAAAAUAAUUAUUGAUUUUUAUACAAUUUUCAUAUUCUAGCAACUAUCGGGUGGCCAGAUUGUAAUAAUGCUUGUUAUUUUUUGUGUAAGUAAGAAGAUUACUAGGUAAUUAAUUUAACCGUAAACCGAAAGAUUUAGUUAAUAAUUUUAUCUGAAAUAUUAUAGCAAUAAGUAAAAAAAAAAUAAUAAUAUUAAAAAUAAUGUUAUAUUUUUAAA
Molecule: messenger RNA, 4213 nt
Organism: Ceutorhynchus assimilis (cabbage seed weevil)
Lineage: Eukaryota; Metazoa; Arthropoda; Insecta; Coleoptera; Curculionidae
Source: the annotation of a GenBank genome assembly